Messenger RNA from Capsella rubella, 1185 nucleotides. RefSeq names its product riboflavin synthase. Bases 95 to 925 code for a protein of 276 amino acids. Lineage: Eukaryota; Viridiplantae; Streptophyta; Magnoliopsida; Brassicales; Brassicaceae. The transcript has 3 exons. Gene Ontology annotation, biological process: riboflavin biosynthetic process. Gene Ontology annotation, molecular function: riboflavin synthase activity. The record is from RefSeq and is a predicted model, not a curated record.
CUAUGCAUAUCAUAUCACCUUUCUUUAUCAAAGAUGCUUCUUUCUCCACAAAGUCCGAAGCUUUGAAUCAAAAUUUUCUCAGGAGGGUGAAGUGAUGGCAACUCUUACUCACCGCCUCAAUCUCAUCCCCAAAGCUCAAUCAAGAACCUUCACUUGUUCAUUCAUAACUGGUGAGCCAAUUACGAAUCUCAGAUUUGAUUGUGUCUCUAACUCAUCGAAGCUUUCUCUCAAGUCAUCAUGUGGAAGGUCAAGAACCAAUCACCGGAGGCAAAAUUUCGGCAUCCGAUCUGUUUUUACGGGAAUCGUGGAGGAAAUGGGAGAAGUUAAGAACUUGGGAAUGGCAGACCAUGGAGGAUUCGACCUCAAAAUCGGGGCGAGAGUGGUUCUGGAGGACGUGAAGCUCGGUGACAGCAUCGCGGUGAACGGGACGUGCUUAACGGUGACGGAGUUCAACGCAGAGGAGUUCACCGUCGGGUUAGCACCGGAGACGCUGCGAAAAACAUCGCUGGAGGAGCUAGAGAAAGGGUCUCCGGUGAAUCUGGAGCGUGCGUUGCAGCCAGUGAGCAGGAUGGGUGGUCACGUGGUGCAGGGACACGUGGAUGGGACGGGAGUGAUCCAAUCGAUGGAGGUAGAGGGUGAUUCCUUGUGGGUGAAGGUGAAAGCUGACAAGGGUUUGUUGAAAUACAUUGUGCCUAAGGGAUUUGUGGCUGUUGAUGGGACGAGCUUGACGGUGGUUGAUGUGUCUGAUGAAGAGAGCUGUUUCAAUUUCAUGUUGGUUGCUUAUACGCAGCAGAAUGUGGUGAUUCCGACUAAGAAGGUUGGGCAGAAAGUGAACCUUGAGGUUGACAUCAUGGGUAAAUAUGUUGAGAGGCUUCUCACCAGUGGUGGCUUCUCCUUGAACACGUCAGAGGAAAAGAAGGUAUGAUGAUUUGAUGUGGACUUGGGAGAAUUUGGUGGGCAAAGAUUUGACCAAUUGGCCUGGGGCUCUUUGUAAGAUAGAUCUUAAUCUCUGUUUCUUUGUAAUGAGGCUAGUGAACAAUCCACGUACUUAGGCGCGGUGAGAAUCAUCGAUGAACCUCAUCGAGUACAAUUCAUUUAUGUAAUAAACCCAAGAAUCAAAUUGUGUAAUAUGGCAUUUCCGGCUUUGAACUUAGAUUCUAUUUUGGUUCUUGCUAGGCCUUGAUA